Chelmon rostratus (copperband butterflyfish) is the source of this 1170-nucleotide messenger RNA. RefSeq names its product odorant receptor 131-2-like. Bases 1 to 1170 code for a protein of 389 amino acids. The record is from RefSeq and is a predicted model, not a curated record. Gene Ontology annotation, molecular function: G protein-coupled receptor activity. Gene Ontology annotation, biological process: G protein-coupled receptor signaling pathway. The transcript is spliced from 3 exons. Gene Ontology annotation, cellular component: membrane. Lineage: Eukaryota; Metazoa; Chordata; Actinopteri; Chaetodontiformes; Chaetodontidae.
AUGGGCGAGAACUGUACUGGUGGUGAAGUCUCAUUCCAACUCAUCUGUCGGGUGAUUGCUGUUCAGCUUUGUGUGUCACUUUUCCUUUGCAUUAACUGUGUACUUAUUGCGACUUUUUUCAUGAAGGAUUUCUUCUACACAACCAUGCGCUACAUCUUAUUUGCUACUACAUUACUGUCUGAUUGUCUGAUUUUAAUUGUGACAAAUCUCUUGCUCAUCCUGAGCUAUUUUGGUAUAUCUAUACAGAUUUGGAUGUGUCUCAUUAUAUUUAGUUUAUCAUCUCUGUACACUUUUGUCACACCACUAACUUUGACAACAAUGACGGUGGAGCGCUACGUGGCCAUUUGCGUGCCCCUCCGUCACGCAGAGCUGUGCACCACACGCAGCGCUCAGCUUUGUAUUGUCUUCAUUCACUUCCUCAGCUCUGUACCCUGCAUUGUUACUCUCUCCAUUGUCUUUACAUCUGUCACCCUCAGCUUUUACAAGCAAUACAAUGUCUGUGCUGUGCAGGUGUUCAUUUUACACAGUUGGCAGCAUCAUCUCAGGUCAGCCGUUCGUCAGUUUUACUUCUUGGUCAUGUUCAUUACUAUUUUAUUCUCUUAUGUUAAAAUAAUGAAAGUGGCCAAAGCUGCAUCGGGAGAGAAUAAAAAGUCAAUGUGGAAAGGGCUCAGAACAGUAAUUCUUCAUGCUUUCCAGCUGCUGCUCUGUCUCAUCCAGCUGUGGUGUCCAUUCAUAGAGGCUGCAGUGCUUGAAAUUGAUUUAAUGUUAUUUAUUAAUGUCAGGUACUUUAAUUAUAUAAUGUUUAGUCUUGUUCCAAGAUGUCUGAGUCCUCUUAUUUAUGGCCUCAGAGAUGACAAGUUUUAUCUUGCAUUGAAAAACAAUGCUUUCUGGCUGCUGUUUCGCCGGUCUGUGUCACCUGCUGUUUUGCCUAUCGGUGUCACCUGCUGUUUCGCCGGUCUGUGUCACCUGCUGUUUCGCCGGUCUGUGUCACCUGCUGUUUUGCCUAUCGGUGUCACCUGCUGUUUUGCCGAUCUGUGUUACCUGCUGUGUUUUGUGUACCUGCUGAACACUUAUUUGUUUCCAUUCAUCCAACCCUGCAUCUCCAGCGUUGCUGUUGUUGGCACUCGUCAGGGUGGUUGCCGUUCUUACCCCGGGCUGUGCACACCUUGA